GCUGCGGUCGAGAAAAUGGAUUCCUACUCAUCCUAUCGGGAUGGCGCGGCUCGAUCGCCAAAUGAGAGAACAUGGAGCCGUGAUGACUCCAGAACGAGGGAGGAUAGAAACGAUGGAUUCUAUCGUGCGAGGUCUCCUGGCAACGAACGCCGAGAACGCCGACGUUCUCGUUCCCCGCCUCCUGUUGACCGAUACGAGCCACGACCUCGCCGUGAUGGUCGAGAUGGUCGAGAUGACCGCGACAGGGAUGACCGGCGUCGCAUAACCUCACCACCGGCAAAUAUCGAUCGCUACGUACCCGGACAAGACAGUGGAUCAUCCAGUGUUGCCGUCAACCCUCUGGCAGAUCCAGCCAAGCUUCCUUAUCAAGUUGGCUUCUCCUAUUUCGGUGAAUGGUGGAGAAUGAACGAAAAGAUCAAGGAUGAUAAAGAGCGUGCCCGAACUGGGCGGAGACGAGAGCCUGAAAGAGCCAGAGGCGCCCGAGAGUCUCAAGAGGAUAGGGAAAAAGAAAAGGCAAAGAUCCAACUGGCAUACGAUGCUUAUAAGGAAGAGCUUCAAGCCAAGAUGGCCAGGGCCUUUGUUUCGGAGCACAAGAAGGAGCAGUGGUUCAAAGAACGUUAUGUUCCCGAGAUCAGAGACGAGUUCAAGGCGAAGCUCCAGGACUUUCGACGAGCAGCCUACAGCCAGUGGGAGCAAGAUUUGGAAUCCGGCAGCUUUGACGAGUUCUCUCUCGAAGGAAUUCCCAAAAGCGAGAGCAACGGUGCUGGUGGCAUAGUCGAAAAGGAAGAGGGUGAGGCGACCGCCGCCAACGAAAUCUUGGGAGUUGGCGAUUUGGUCCCCGUCAAUGGAGCCGACAUUCGCGACGAGAACCAAUUCCAGCCCACUCUACUCAUCAAGACCAUUGCUCCUCAUGUUAGUCGCCAAAACCUAGAGGCCUUUUGCAAGGAAAAUCUAGGAGAGGAAGAGGGCGGCUUCAAAUGGUUGUCCCUUUCCGAUCCAAAUCCCAGCAAGAGAUAUCACCGUAUAGGCUGGGUGAUGCUUCACCCUUCUUCAGAAAGCGCACCGCCAAUGGAUCGAGCAGACCCCAAGGACGAAGAUGGAGACGAGCCGAUAAAAUCGCCGCCCCCUCUUGUUUCCGCUGCGGAAAAGGCCCUCGAGGCUGUCAAUGGCAAAACUGUCAAAGAUGAGGCCCGAGGUGACUUUGUUUGCCACGUUGGAGUUCAUAACCCACCACUCCACCCACGGAAGAAGGCUCUCUGGGACUUAUUCUCUGCACCCGAGAGAAUCGAAAAGGACCUUCGCCUGGUUCAACGACUGGUCAACAAGUAUGAGGAAGAGUUUGGCUCUGACUUCCAGGCCCUGCUCAAAGUUGAAGAAAAGGUCGAGGAUCUCAAAAACGCUGGUCGUCUGCAGCCUGCCAUUCCCCCUGCACCAACGAAGAAGAUCAAGACCCGGGAACCUGGCAUGGACGAGGCAAUGGACGAGGAUGAGGAAGGUAUUCCCGAAGAAGAGGAAGAAGAGGAGGGGGCUGUGGAAGAUGAAGAAGUUGAUGAUGAAGACAUGCUUGUGAAGAAGAAGCAACUUGACCUGUUGAUCGAGUAUCUGCGCAGAGUCUUCCACUUUUGCUUCUUUUGCGUAUUUGAGAGCGACUCUGUGCAUGAGCUUACACGCAAGUGUGCAGGAGGCCAUCUUCGUCGCCCGCAAAGCACCCUGUCGUCAUCUGCCAGGGCUGUUGCCAGGGCUAGCGCAAAUGGAGAGCCAUUUCCCGAUAAGAAGCGCAAUGAUGCGGACAAUGAUGUCGAUGGAGAGCUUGCUGAGGGAGACAAGAAGUUCCGUAACACGUCUUCUAAAACCGAGCAACAGCUACUUCGUGCCUACAACUGGGUCAAGACCUUUGAGGACAAGCUAAUGCAAAUUCUGGAGCCGAACACCAUUGACAUUCGCAAACUUGGCGGCAAGCCCGUUGAGGAGGCUCUUGACGAGGAGUUGACCAAGUAUGUCAAGCAAGAGGACGAGCAUAAAUGGAGGUGCAAAGUCCCAGACUGCACUAAGCUCUUCAAGGAAGACCACUUUUGGAAGAAGCAUGUGGAGAAGAGACAUACCGAAUGGCUGGAUGGCUUGAAGCAGGAAUUUGAGCUCAUCAAUGCCUACGUGUCUGACCCAGCACAUAUUGCCCCCUCGCGAACCGACGCGAAUUCAAACGGCCACUUCCCGCCUACCAACGGCCAGUCGGCUUCAGGAACCCCUCGCGGCUUCAACCUGCAAAACUUUGCCAUCAAUGGCGUCAUGGGCAUGCCGGGGUUCCCCAUGAGCCCUGGAAACUUCCCCUCGUUGUUUGCCGGCAUGCAAGCUAAUGGCUGGAACGCCAUGGGUGACGACCGUUCAGGCGGUCCCAUCCGUCGUGGCGGAAUGUCGGGUGGACGAGGUGGAUACCGUUCCGGACCCUACGAACGCCGCGGAGGCAAUCGCUGGGAUGGCGGAGGCGGUCGAAAUCGCAACGGCGGAUCCCGAUGGGGAGACGGAGCCGGUGGUGCGGCUGCUGGUCCUCGGGAGGCCGUGCAGGGCCGUAGCUUGAAGAGCUACGAAGACCUGGAUCAGGUGUCUGGAAACGGAAGCGGAGGUGGCGAGCUCAACUACUAG
Trichoderma virens Gv29-8 is the source of this 2640-nucleotide messenger RNA. RefSeq lists its product as uncharacterized. The record is from RefSeq and is a predicted model, not a curated record. The annotation marks the transcript as partial. Gene Ontology annotation, biological process: mRNA processing; primary miRNA processing. Gene Ontology annotation, cellular component: nuclear body. The transcript is spliced from 3 exons. Lineage: Eukaryota; Fungi; Ascomycota; Sordariomycetes; Hypocreales; Hypocreaceae.